Hymenoscyphus albidus is the source of this 267-nucleotide messenger RNA. The record is from the annotation of a GenBank genome assembly. Lineage: Eukaryota; Fungi; Ascomycota; Leotiomycetes; Helotiales; Helotiaceae.
AUGCAACUCCAAAAAACCCUCGUCAUCAUCGCCUUUUUCGCCACCAGUGCACAAGCCUGGUGGAGAAACGCAUAUUGCAAUAAGCCCAACGCUAAUGAUGGCGACGACAAAGUAGCCACCGAAAAGGCAUGCGGACUAGCGAGGACGGCCGGUUGUAACGAUUGUAGGAUUUCGGGCUACUGCUUUAGCGAUCACACCAGCAUCAACCCAGACACUUGGAAUGGAUAUUGCACAAACUCAGGUGCCCCUAGUGGAGGCGGCUAUUGA